Trichomonas vaginalis G3 is the source of this 1317-nucleotide messenger RNA. Its product is annotated as WD40 repeat-like family. Lineage: Eukaryota; Parabasalia; Trichomonadida; Trichomonadidae. The transcript has a single exon. Gene Ontology annotation, molecular function: protein binding. Bases 1 to 1317 code for a protein of 438 amino acids. The record is from RefSeq and is a predicted model, not a curated record.
AUGAAAAAUGUUAUUGAUGAUAUUACAGAAUACGAUGGAAUUUAUAGAUCCGAUGGUCGUGGAUAUGUAAGUUUCCGUCGUUAUUUCUUAAAGAAGUUCGAAGGACAGUUAAACAGCAAGUUCAGAGAAAAUACUUAUUUGCCUCUUCGAAUUUUAUUGUUAGAAACAACAAGAAGCAAAGCCAAACAUUCUCUAAACGAUCUUUGGCUACUUUUACAUAGCAGAAGGCUAAAAGCUCCAACAAUUCUUUCAAUGUCAGUAAGUGAUACAGAAAUAAUUCCUUGGAGACAAAUGUGCUCUGCUCUUACAGCUCCAGGACCAGUUUCUUUUAUUAAAUGCGCUCCAUUUUCCCGUGAAAGGUUCGCAUUUUCAACAAUUGAUGGUUCAAUCCACUUUGCUAGCACUGCUCAACGCCAAUUACGUAUUAUUAGCUCAGUUUCCAUUCCAGAUGUUGCAUUUAUUAAGUUUGAUUGGGUUUCUGAGACAAUGGUUGCUGGUAUCGGCGUCACACAAUCAUUAUUCUUCCUUUGCAAUGAUUCUCGUAUCUACGAACUUCCUAUGCCAUCUCCACCAAGCGAAAUUGCUAGAUAUACAACUCCACCGAUCAUAAUUGUUGGUGAUCGUGCUGGUGUACUUUACAGCUUAGAUCUUUCGGAAUUAAAUCCAUCACAUACAUUGGAUGCAUCAGCAAGUUUCAAACAACCUACAAACUCAACGAUUUCCAAUGUUGAUCCAAUUUACAGCAAAUUCCAUAAGCUGAAAAAGCCGAUUACAGCACUUUGCGUAUCUCCUGAUGGUGGCGCAAUUAUAUGCGGCACAUCUGAUGGCGAUAUCGAUGUAGUUUUGGUUGAACCUAAAGAAUCCAGAUUUUUCAAGUCAGCAAGGAACGAACUGAAGUCUACAGGAGUCACACAUGUCUCAAUGUCCGGACUUCUCAAUAUUAAACCAUGUUCUGUCGAUGCUGUUGCAAUUGUCCAUAUUCCAGAUGGAGAUUUGAUAUUUGUCAACAUGAGAAGCGAACUUUCUGGUCUCUUGAUAUCAGAAGACAACUUCAAGCAUGUUAUUAUGAAGAAAAUGGUCAGAGUUCCUUCAAUGAGAGCUAAAUGUCCGGCAGCAAUCACAUAUGUUGACGGAAAAUGGCUCUGGGUUGCAGGAACGGACAUGGGUGACUUAAUUAUGCAGGAACAAGGCGAAGAAAUCGCAAUUUUGACUCUUCAUGAAUCUACUAUUGCUGCUGUCGAAUGGUGCAAGCAGCAAAAGAGAUUUAUUGCGGCUGAUGUAUCUGGUUUGAUUUCAUUAUGGGAGAAAACCGAAUAA